Exophiala bonariae is the source of this 687-nucleotide messenger RNA. RefSeq lists its product as uncharacterized. The transcript has 2 exons. Bases 1 to 687 code for a protein of 228 amino acids. Gene Ontology annotation, biological process: monoatomic ion transport; mitochondrial transmembrane transport. The record is from RefSeq and is a predicted model, not a curated record. Gene Ontology annotation, cellular component: mitochondrial inner membrane. Gene Ontology annotation, molecular function: monoatomic ion transmembrane transporter activity. NCBI's taxonomy places the organism in Eukaryota, Fungi, Ascomycota, Eurotiomycetes, Chaetothyriales, Herpotrichiellaceae.
AUGACGACCGCCGGGACAGUGACAUGGCAAAUCAUCAACCAGUCACUAAACGUGGCUAUCAAUAAUGCAAACUCUAACAAAUCCUCGCCCUUGUCCACCAAGACAAUCAUCCAGAGUUAUCUCCUUGCAGUCUCGGCAUCCUGCGGUGUCGCUGUAGGAUUGAAUGCCAUCGUGCCGCGACUAAAGCGAAUAUCGCCAAACACGAAACUAAUUCUCGGGCGACUGGUUCCCUUCGCAGCAGUCGCCUCAGCAGGAGCACUCAAUGUAUUCCUCAUGCGCGGCGAGGAGAUACGUCGCGGCAUCGACAUCUUCCCCGUCCAGACCGAAGCGGAAAAGGCAGAGCGGGAGAAAUCCGGCAAAGAGGUCGCUAGUUUAGGCAAGUCUCGCAAAGCUGCUUUCUUGGCUGUUGGAGAGACCGCCAUCUCUCGAGUGUUAAAUGCCACACCCAUCAUGGUUAUUCCGCCGUUGGUGCUUGUGCGCCUGCAGAAGACGGAGUGGCUGAAGCAACGACCUAGGAUGGUGUUACCUGUCAACCUCGGAUUGAUCUUGACCACGAGUAUCUUUGCUCUCCCUCUGGCACUGGGUGCUUUCCCUCAACGGCAAGCUAUCAGCGCGAAGAGCCUAGAGGAAGAAUACUGGGAUAAAGGUGGUGAGGGUGGAUUGAUUGAGUUUAAUCGUGGUAUUUGA